AUGGCUGAGAAGGGUUUGGAGAUUUCGCCUGAUAAGACAAACUCCAUAGUAUUAGUUGGUAGAUCAUUUAAAAGCUUAGAAUCUAAUCCUAUAGACCCUACACCAGUGAUGCUUUCGGAUACUAUUAAAUAUCUGGGAGUUUUACUGGAUAAUCAAAAUACAUUUAAGAGUCAUAUUAAAUAUGUCACUGACAAGGCAUAUUUAUUCAUGAACAAGAUAUCUCGCGUUCUUCCAGCUACUUUUGGUCCUAAGUACAAAAACCGGCUACUUUAUUACUACGUUUGGAGAGCAAUAAUUUGCUAUGCGUCGACUGCAUGGAGCAAUAGAUUACACCGAGGAAAGAACAGGGCCACUUUGAUUGCUGCGCAGAGAUUUGCAUUAAUAAAGGUCACAUCGGCAUACCGCAUCGUGUCUAGGGAUUCGCUCUGCAUAAUUACAGGUAUGCCACCUAUUGAAAUUUAUCUUGAGGUUCUUAGGUGGUAUAGGGAAGAGCUUAAAAGAGAAGCUAAUACACUUACUUAUAGUGACGACCCUUGUGCUAUCAACUCACGAGCUACGAGGAAAAAGGCACUUAAAAUUAAGAUGCAAGAACAUCUGGAUGCAUUAUGGAACAACUACGUCUCCAUUUAA
Molecule: messenger RNA, 630 nt
Organism: Dufourea novaeangliae
Lineage: Eukaryota; Metazoa; Arthropoda; Insecta; Hymenoptera; Halictidae
Exons: 1
Coding region: 1-630 (209 amino acids)
Source: RefSeq, a predicted model, not a curated record